This is a messenger RNA of Lodderomyces elongisporus, 7767 nucleotides long. RefSeq names its product phosphatidylinositol kinase-related protein kinase (gene TOR1). The coding region runs from base 1 to 7767 and encodes 2588 amino acids. Gene Ontology annotation, molecular function: protein-containing complex binding; protein binding; protein serine/threonine kinase activity. The transcript has a single exon. The record is from RefSeq and is a predicted model, not a curated record. Lineage: Eukaryota; Fungi; Ascomycota; Pichiomycetes; Serinales; Debaryomycetaceae. Gene Ontology annotation, biological process: TOR signaling; protein phosphorylation; negative regulation of macroautophagy. Gene Ontology annotation, cellular component: TORC2 complex; TORC1 complex; nucleus.
AUGGCAGUAACAUCUAGUCAAGGGCAGCAACUACAUAUGCAGCUGACGCAACAACAUCAAUAUCAGCAUGAACAUCUACCACUGCUGCUGCUACCGCUGCAACAACAACAACAACAACAAUUGCUGCAACAACAACUGCAACAACAACAACAACAACUGCUGCUGCUGCUGCAACAACAACUGUCACUGCUGCAACAGUUGCAGGUGAUUGAUGGCAUGGCAUUAAAUGGAAUCUUCAAAGGUUUAACUUCCAAUUCGAAGGAGUCACGAAAAAAGUAUGCUCAAGAGCUUCAUAACUACUUAACAUCAAUAUCAAGAGACUUAUCUACCGAACAAUUCCAUCGUUAUAAUAAUGAUAUUAAUAAAAUUAUAUUUGAUUUGCUUCAUAGAGAAAGCUCCCUGGAAAUUUUGGGUGGAAUUGCUGCACUCAAUGCUUUGAUCGAAUUUGAUUCUGGUUUGGGUAAUGAAAAUGCCAGUAAGACUGCUAGAUUCUCUAACUACUUGGGUUCAUUGAUCUUGUCAAAUGACAUAACAAUCAUGAGACAGGCGACUAAAACUUUAGGGAGGUUGGCGACGUUGGGGGGUAAUUUAACCAGUGACUUUGUUGACUAUGAGGCAAAGCGAGCAAUUGAAUGGCUACAAAACGAUAGUAAAGCUCACGAAAAUCGCCGUCACGCAGCAAUUCUAAUCUUAACUGCACUUGCAGAUUUUGCUCCACUUUUACUUCUCCCGCUCAUCAAUCAAAUCUUGGAAAAUCUUUGGCAGCCAUUGCGUGAUAACAAGCUCUUGAUUCGCAAAGAUGCAGCAGUGGCAUUACUGAGAUGUAUGGAGAUAUUGAAUGGACGUGAUCCAAAUCUUCGACAACAUUGGGUAAGAAAAUUGAUUGAACUAGCUUCCAAGAUACUCAAUCCCCAUGAUAAAGGAGAUAACAGCAACUACUACAAUAGUAACAAUAAUAUGAGCAACAAUAAUGGUCCUGAUGACUCGAAGUUGAUAUUGGCAUCAACUCAGCUGGGUGGUAACAUCCAUGGAUCACUACUUGUUUAUGAAGUGGUGCUCAAAUUCUACAAAGACCCUUUUGUUGCAUCACGAUUUGGAUCGAUGUACGAAAACUCUAUUUUGUACAAAAACCACAAAGAGUCGGUUAUUAGGCAAGAGUUGACCAAUAUUUUCUCCUUACUUUGUAAAGUCGAUACUGACUUGUUUGUUGAGAGAUAUUUACACAGAACGUUUUAUUAUUACCUAUCACAAUUGAAGAAGUACAGGGGCCUGCAUACAGAACUGGCAACUGCCGACAAAUGUGCUAUUUUUUACAGCAUCGGUAAAAUUGCCAUUGAGGUCGGGAAUCAAACUGCAACUUAUUUAGAUGCAAUCUUGGACAAUAUCAGAGAAGGCUUGGCCUACACAUCUAGUGGAGGUGUUCAACUGAUAUUGACGAAUGCCGGAAACCAGAGUGAUAAUGCAACUAUUAUUCAAGCCAACAUCACGGCGAUAUCUUCCUCUUCCAAAACCCACAUCACAAAAAGAGGUCUCGAGCCGGCUAUUUUUGAUUGUAUUGGCAAGUUAUCCAUUGCUGUUGGGCCCGCUUUAACGAAGCAUCUUCAGCGUGACAUAUUGGACUUGAUGUUUGCAAACUGCUCUCUAUCUGUACACUUGCAAGACGUGCUACAAAUCCUUUGCAAAAAUAUACCUUCUCUUUCUCCUUUGAUUAAUGAAAAACUACUUCAUUUGCUCAGCUUAGCGUUGGCUGGAAAAGGUUUCCAACCUCCCGGGUCACCAUACGGCAUAACAAAAAUCAACAGAAAGCUCGCUCGAGAUUGCCGGUUAAUAAUGAUUUCGAGGGAUACUGGGUUGGGGAUCUCGAGCAUAAGAGACGAUCAUGAGUUAUACGAGCACCAAGAUAGUCAAAUCAUUGUUCAAGCGCUUGAAAUGUUGACUGCUUUUCCCUUUGAAAAUUACCAGUUGAAUGAAUUUGUUCGGUAUUGCACCAUAACAUACUUGGAAAGCAAUGAUCCGCAAGUGAGACUAACAGCUACAAGGACAUCUUGCGAGAUUUUUGUCAAGGAUCCAAUAUGUCAACAGGUUAGUAUAAAUGCAUUAAAUGCAGUUCAUGAUGUCUUGUGUAAAUUGUUGGCAAUCUCAAUCACAGAUCCGGUACCUGAAAUCAGGAUAACCGGUUUGAAAUCCCUCGCGGCUGCGGGAAGCUUUGACCCACAACUUUCACAAGCAGAAAAUGUAAAGCUUUUAUUUAUUGCAUUAAAUGACGAAGUGUUUGAAGUAAAGAAAGUAGCCAUGAAGAUUUUGGGUCGGUUAUCAUCAAUCAACCCCGCUUAUAUUGUACCAUCAUUAAGAAAGACCUUGAUUCAGUUGCUAUCAAAACUCGACUACUCGGUAAGUAGUCGAAGCAAGGAAGAAAGCGCAGUAUUGUUGUCAAUUUUGAUAAGCAACUCAAAAGAACUAACAAGACCAUAUGUCAAACCAAUAAUGGCGUCCUUACUUCCUAAGGCAAAAGAUGCAAGCUCCAGUGUUGCUUCUAGUGCCAUCAAGUGUUUGGGAGAGCUUGCAGUGGUUGGUGGGGAAGAUUUGAAACCAUUCCAAUCAGAAUUGAUGCCGCUUAUUUUGGAUACUUUCCAAGAUCAAAGUUCUUUUUACAAACGUGAUGCUGCAUUGAAAACUUUAGGUCAAUUCUCAUCGUCUUCGGGUUAUGUUAUUCAACCAUUGCUCGACUAUCCGCAAUUGCUUGGAAUGUUGGUUGCCAUUUUAAAAUCUGACAACUCGGUGCUGAUUAGAAGAGAAACUGUUCGGUUGUUGGGAAUCUUGGGUGCUUUGGAUCCGUACAAGCAUAGAGAAGUUGAGGAAACAUCAAAAAACAUUCCUGUAGAGCAGAAUGCUCCACCUAUAGAUGUUGCCUUGUUGAUGCAGGGUCUCUCGCCAUCGAACGAAGAAUACUAUCCAACAGUUGCAAUCACAAACUUGAUGAAAAUCCUUAAGGACCCGUCAUUGAAUUUGCUUCACACAAAGGUUAUACAAGCAAUAAUGUACAUUUUUCAAACUUUGGGUUUGAGAUGUGUCACUUUUCUUCCACAAAUUAUACCGGGUCUCAUUAGUGUGAUGCAUUCGUCGCUGCAUAAUAUGCUCAAGUUUUAUUUUCAACAACUAGGUGACAUCAUAUUGAUUGUUAAACAACAUAUACGACCUUAUUUAGACGAUGUGCUCAAAGCCGUUAAACAAUAUUUCGUAUUCAAUACCCUGAUGAAUCUCCAAGUAACUAUUAUACUUGUUAUACAAUCGAUCUCAAAAGCAUUGGAUGGUGAGUUUAAAGCUUAUUUACCCGAAAUUUUGGAUCUUUUGUUGGGAGUUUUGGAAGAAGAUAAUUCAAAUGACAAAAUCUCGUCAUUUCAAGUAUUAAAAAGCUUUGUUAUAUUUGGCAAUAACAUUGUGGAAUUUGUUGAUAUAAUAGUGCCAACAAUUGUGAGAAUGUUUGAAAGUGGACCUUUGGAGUUGAGAAUUGCCGCGAUUGAAACUAUUGGAAGAUUGUCAAGAAAAGUAUCCUUAAAUGAUAUGGCAUCGAGAAUUAUACAUCCAAUCUUGAGGAUUUUAAAUCUGGGAUCCAUUGAGUUAAGAGAACCAUGUAUCAAUACAUUAAAUCAGAUGCUUCUUCAUUUGGGGGCAGAGUUUGUUGUUUUUAUCCCAGUGAUUAAAAAGACUAUGGUCUCUCAGCGUAUUAAUUCUCCGAAAUUUGAACUGUUGGUAAACAAACUUUUGAGCGGUGAUCCAUUACCGCAUAGUAUGGAGAUCUACAAGGAAUACGAUAAUAAUUCCAAUGAGCCUGAAUCUGACCUGUCAUCGAAAAAAUUACCGGUAAACCAAAAUGCUUUGAGAAUAGCCUGGGAUGCAAGUCAACGUAUUACCAAAGAAGACUGGCAGGAAUGGAUAGAUGGUUUGAGUAAAGAGAUGCUUUUACAGAGUCCGUCGCAUGCCAUUCGUGCAUGUGCUAGUUUAGCUGCAGAUUACUAUCCAUUGGCGAAAGAUCUUUUUAAUGCUAGUUUUGCCAGUUGCUGGAAUGAAUUGUACUCGCAACAUAAAGAAGAGUUAGUUCAGGCUUUCUGUAUCGCGCUUUCGUCGCCAACAAAUCCUCCUGAAAUCCAUCAAACACUUUUAAACUUGGCGGAGUUUAUGGAGCACGAUGACAAGUCAUUACCAAUUGCAAUCAGCACAUUGGGUCAGUAUGCUCAGCAAUGUCAUGCAUUUGCAAAAGCUUUGCACUAUAAAGAAUUGGAGUUUUACGAAGAACCCACCACGCCUACAAUUGAAUCCUUGAUAAGCAUCAAUAACCAGUUACAGCAAUCCGAUGCGGCUAUUGGUAUCCUUAAGCAUGCGCAAUUGCACCACGAUUUGCAAUUGAAAGAAACCUGGUAUGAGAAACUUCAUCGAUGGGAUGAUGCCCUCGAAGCAUACAAUGAGAGAGCCAGAGUCGAACCGGAUAACAUGGAAGUAACAUUGGGUAAGAUGAGAUGUUUUCACGCAUUGGGAGAGUGGGAACAACUUUCGGAGUUGGCAAGAAGUAAGUGGGAAUCAACUAGUAAUGAUAUGAGACGCAGUAUUGCACCAUUAGCAGCUGCUGCAGCUUGGGGUUUGGGACAAUGGGAUAGAAUGGAUGAUUGCAUUAAAGUUAUGAAAACUGCAUCACCGGACAAAGCAUUUUUUGAUGCUAUUUUGAACUUGCACCGUAAUAACUUUGACGAGGCUUCCAACCAAAUAUCGAAAGCACGAGAUCUCCUUGUGACAGAAAUCACAGCGCUUGUGAGUGAAAGUUACAAUAGAGCCUAUGGAGUAGUAGUGAGAGUGCAAAUGUUGGCCGAGUUGGAAGAGAUUAUCAAAUACAAGUGUUUACCUCAGGGUUCGGAGAAGAGAGCCGUUAUGCGAAAGACGUGGAAUACCAGAUUGCUUGGAUGUCAACGGAAUGUUGAUAUCUGGCAAAGAAUGUUGAAAGUCAGGACAUUGGUGAUCAAGCCCAAGCAAGAUAUGGACAUGUGGAUCAAGUUUGCAAACCUUUGUCGGAAGUCUGGUAGGCUUAAUCUUGCAGAAAAGUCUUUGAACUUGCUCCUUGAAGAAGGAUCGGCCGAAAACCCAUCUCGUGCACCACCGCAAGUGGUAUAUGCGCAAUUGAAGUACAUGUGGGCUAAGGGUCAGAGACCUGAAGCAUUGAGGCAUCUUGUGGACUUCACCACGAGAAUGUCUCAGGACCUCAAAUUGAAUCCAAAUGAUUUGAUAACACAACCUCUACCUUCGGAAGGACCCGGUAUACCAAAACAUGUUGAGGAAUACACAAGAUUGUUGGCAAGAUGCUUUUUAAAACAAGGUGAAUGGCAAAUUGCGUUAAACAGCAAUUGGAGGUUGGAAACUUCUGAAAUUAUCUUGGGUGCAUAUUUAUUGGCUACUCAUUUUGAUAGCAAAUGGUAUAAGGCUUGGCAUAACUGGGCGUUGGCAAAUUUCGAGGUGAUUUCAUUGUACACGAGUGAGGUUCAAAUGGGAAAUAACGACAAUAAUAAUAGUAAUAACAAUAGCCUUAACAGCAACAACAAAGUGGAGCAUUUAGAAGAUCAGCCUUUGAAUAAUGGUCAACCACGUGAUGCAAAUUUUGAUAAGUACAACGGCAACAAUAAGAGCAAUAACAGCAACAACAACAACAACAACAACAAUAAUAACAACAAUAAUAAUAAUAAUAAUGCUGGUUUUGGUGCUGGUGCUGCUGGUGCUGCAUAUGGAACAAAUAUAGUAAUGAUGGAAACAGUACAACGACAUGUGAUUCCCUCUAUUAAAGGUUUUUUCCAUUCAAUUGCCCUUUCAAACACUAACUCACUUCAAGAUAUGUUGCGGUUGUUAACACUUUGGUUUAAAUUUGGUGGAAUCCCCGAGGCAGCUAAAGCUAUGACGGAUGGGUUUAGUAUGGUGAAAAUAGAUAAUUGGUUGGAAGUGAUUCCGCAACUUAUUUCGCGGAUUCAUCAACCCAAUGAGAUUGUUAGUAGUUCUCUCUUUGGAUUGCUAACAGAGCUAGGUAAGGCACAUCCUCAAGCCUUGGUGUAUCCAUUGGCUGUGGCAAUUACUUCUGAGUCAGCCAGCAGAAAGAAAGCUGCCCAGUCGAUUAUCGAAAAGAUGAGAUUCCAUUCGGCAACUUUGGUAGACCAGUCGGAGUUGGUUAGUAAAGAGCUUAUUCGUGUUGCUGUAUUGUGGCAUGAACAAUGGUAUGAAGGCUUGGAAGAUGCAUCUAGAUUGUUUUUUGGAGAGAAAAACACCGACAAAAUGUAUGAAGUUUUGGAGCCUUUACAUCAAAUGUUGCAACGUGGGCCAGAAACUAUGCGAGAGCAAGCAUUUGCAAAUGCGUUUGGCCGUGAUUUGGCAGAUGCGUUUGAAUGGGUGAUGAACUUUAAAAGAACCAAUGAUGUAACAAACUUGAAUCCCGCCUGGGAUAUAUAUUACAAUGUCUUUAGAAGGAUCACAAGGCAGUUACCACAGCUUGUUAGUCUUGAGUUACAAUUUGUAUCGCCAAUGCUUGAAAAGGCUCAUAAUUUGGAAUUGGCGUUACCGGGUACUUAUGAAGCAGGAAAGCCAAUUAUACGAAUUGUCAAGUUUGACCCAACAUUUUCUGUGAUUUCAUCAAAGCAAAGACCUAGGAAGCUAUCUAUUCGAGGAAGCAAUGGUAAAGAUUAUCAAUAUGUGUUGAAAGGUCACGAGGAUAUUAGGCAGGAUAAUUUGGUCAUGCAAUUGUUUGGGUUGGUAAACACUCUUUUGGUCAAUGAUCCAGAGUGUUUCAAGAGACAUUUGGACAUCCAGCGAUAUUCGGCAAUACCUUUGUCUCCCAAAGUAGGUUUACUUGGUUGGGUUCCUAAUAGUGAUACUUUCCAUAUGCUCAUUAAGGGUUAUAGAGAGUCAAGAAGUAUUAUGUUGAAUAUUGAGCAUCGUCUUUUACUACAAAUGGCUCCAGACUAUGAUAUUCUCACGUUAUUACAAAAAGUUGAGGUAUUUACAAGUGCAUUAGAUAAUACAAGAGGACAAGACUUGUACAAGGUGCUUUGGCUCAAGUCGAAGUCUUCUGAAGCAUGGUUGGAUCGCCGUACAACAUACACAAGAUCAUUAGCUGUGAUGUCUAUGGUUGGUUAUAUAUUGGGAUUGGGCGAUAGGCAUCCAUCCAAUUUGAUGUUGAAUAGAACUACAGGUAAAGUUAUACACAUUGAUUUUGGUGAUUGCUUUGAAGCAGCAAUCCUUCGAGAAAAGUACCCUGAAAAGGUUCCAUUUAGGUUAACUAGGAUGUUGAAUUAUGCAAUGGAGGUGAGUGGUAUUGAGGGUUCAUUCCGAAUUACAUGCGAACAUGUCAUGCGGGUGUUGCGGGACAAUAAAGAAUCUUUGAUGGCGAUUUUGGAAGCAUUUGCAUAUGACCCGUUGAUCAAUUGGGGAUUUGAUUUCCCGACUAAAGUUUUAGCGGAAGCUACUGGAACUCGGGUUAAUUUGGUUAAUGUCAAGGACUUGUUGAGGGCAGGCAAAAUUGACGAAGUAGAGGCUGCGAGAUUACAAAAGCAAAAUCAAUUAGAAAUUAGAAAUGCAAGAGCGGCAUUGGUGUUGAAAAGAAUAACCGAUAAACUCACAGGAAACGAUAUUAAACGAUUAAAAGGUUUGGAUGUUCCAACGCAAGUGGACAAAUUGAUACAACAAGCUACCAGUGUUGAGAAUUUGUGUCAGCACUACAUUGGAUGGUGUUCUUUUUGGUAA